Molecule: messenger RNA, 593 nt
Organism: Nematolebias whitei (Rio pearlfish)
Lineage: Eukaryota; Metazoa; Chordata; Actinopteri; Cyprinodontiformes; Rivulidae
Product: galactose-specific lectin nattectin-like
Exons: 5
Coding region: 1-438 (145 amino acids)
Molecular function (GO): signaling receptor activity
Source: RefSeq, a predicted model, not a curated record
AUGGCCUCGGACCAUGGUGAAUGUCUUAUACGACCUUGUAAAACCUGUCCUCCUACAUGGACAUUGAAUAGAAGCCGCUGUUACCUGUUCAAAAGUACUGAAAAGUCCUGGGGUGAUGCAGAGGGAUACUGCACUGACCAUGCUGGACAUUUGGCCUCGUUUCAUGACAAAGAUGAGUACGACUUCAUUAGGACAGUCAUUGUGAGAGCUACCGGAACCAACACAAAAUCUUGGGUUGGAGGCACUGAUGCAGAAGAGGAAGGUGUGUGGAAAUGGAGCGAUGGCUCAGACUUCUCCUACACUCAUUGGGGCAAUGGGGAACCAAACAACUUGGGUGGACACGAGAACUGCAUGGAUAUCAACGUGGAUGGACAAGAUCAUGUCAACGAUGAAGUCUGCAGCCAAGAAAAUGCAUUUGUUUGCACUAAAGAUGCAUAACUGUGUCUUUGUUGUCCUGACAACAUGAUGAUGUCACUUCCAGCAAGAGAUAAAGCUUCGAAGACGUUCCUUCUGGAGGACAACUGGUCAGAUCUGAUAACUUAUCCAGAUAAUUUACAUGAUUAAAUGCCUGUCCUCAAUUGUUUUUGUCUUUG